UAUAUGUCUGUGGGUUGCAUCUAACUCCUGUGUGUGCAAUAAUGUUUUUCCCUUUGCUGAGGCUUACUUCUCCAGCCUAUUGUUUGAGACAACAGAUAUAAGUUGCGAUGGGAGAGGAGCGUCGGAUUUGGUGUGUAUCCCCCAUUUCCAAUUAUAGAUGGAUCAUUACAGACAGCGGAGUCCUGAGAAGCCAGACAUCUGCUCCUCACAUGAAUGCACUCACCUCCUAGAGACCAGGCUGCCAUCAUGCUCUGGAAGCUCGUGGAGAAUGUCAAGUACGAAGAUAUCUAUGAGGACCGGCACGAUGGCGUCCCGAGCCACAGCUCACGGCUCUCCCAGCUGGGCUCGGUGUCCCAAGGACCCUACUCGAGCGCCCCGCCGCUGUCCCACACCCCGUCGUCAGACUUCCAGCCGCCCUACUUCCCGCCCCCCUACCAGCCGCUCCCCUACCACCAGAGCCAGGACCCCUACUCCCACGUCAACGACCCCUACUCCCUGAACCCACUGCACCAGCCCCAGCAGCACCCCUGGGGACAACGACAGCGGCAAGAAGUGGGUUCGGAAGCCGGCUCUCUCCUGCCCCAGCCUCGGGCCGCCUUGCCCCAGCUCUCGGGCCUUGAUCCCCGGAGGGACUACCACUCGGUCCGCCGGCCGGACGUGCUGCUGCAUUCGGCGCACCACGGCCUGGAUGCGGGAAUGGGUGACAGCCUCUCUCUGCAUGGCCUCGGCCAUCCCGGCAUGGAAGACGUCCAGUCAGUUGAAGAUGCCAAUAACAGCGGCAUGAAUCUAUUGGACCAGUCUGUCAUUAAAAAAGUUCCGGUUCCUCCCAAAUCUGUGACUUCUCUAAUGAUGAAUAAAGAUGGCUUCCUGGGAGGCAUGUCAGUAAACACCGGCGAGGUGUUUUGCUCGGUCCCCGGACGUUUAUCUCUGCUCAGUUCAACUUCAAAGUACAAAGUCACUGUGGGAGAAGUUCAGAGACGGCUCUCGCCCCCCGAAUGUCUCAAUGCGUCUCUCCUCGGCGGCGUCCUCAGAAGAGCCAAAUCGAAAAAUGGGGGGAGAUCUUUGCGAGAAAGGCUAGAAAAAAUCGGUUUGAAUUUACCCGCGGGCAGGCGCAAAGCAGCAAAUGUCACGUUACUCACCUCCCUGGUGGAAGGAGAAGCUGUUCACUUAGCUCGGGAUUUUGGGUACAUUUGCGAAACAGAGUUUCCCGCCAAAGCUGUCUCUGAGUAUCUGAACCGGCAGCACACGGACCCCAGUGACUUGCACUCCCGAAAGAAUAUGCUGCUGGCUACCAAGCAACUCUGUAAAGAAUUUACGGAUCUUCUGGCGCAGGACCGGACGCCGAUCGGGAACAGCCGGCCCAGCCCCAUCCUGGAGCCGGGGAUCCAGAGCUGCCUCACGCACUUCAGCCUCAUUACGCACGGCUUCGGCGCCCCGGCCAUUUGCGCCGCGCUCACGGCCCUGCAGAACUAUCUCACCGAGGCGCUCAAAGGCAUGGACAAGAUGUUCUUGAACAACACCACAACUAACAGGCACACGUCUGGGGAAGGCCCAGGUAGUAAAACUGGCGACAAGGAGGAGAAACACAGGAAAUGAAAAAAAUUUUUAAAAAAGAAGGAAAAGUGUUUUAAAUACAAAAGGAAAACAGAAAAAAAAAAUCUAAUUUUAGCUUUAAAAUAUUGGAUUGGCUUUGGAAGAAUUAUAUUAGGUAGAAUACACAUACAAUCAAAAUUUAAAAAAAAAAAAGCUAAAUAACUUUUAAAAAACUGAGGCGUACAACGGAGCAACAAUAUCGGUUCUCAGUGUCUAUUUCAAGAUACACUUGGAGACAACCGUCCGGAUUUUCCACUUCGGUUCUUUCGAGCUUAGUAAUACUGAUAAUAAAAGAAAACCAUGAUUUCCCCUCCCUUUGGAAAAUAAACAUAAGACUAAACAUGAGAAAACGCUAACUUAUUGGAAGAAAAUCGGAGAAACGUUGGUGUCAGUGCUUUGAGAGCUGGUUGACUGAGACGCACGAACUUCUUAAUUUUUAAUAUUUUUUUAGGAAACUCUCUUGCAGUCCCCACCCUCCACCUCACCCUUCUCCCCAGCCACCCUUUUCUACGUUGCCCUUUCUGCCUCACACUGUUACGGGAAUCUUUGGGAUGGGAAAUAGUGUGGUUAGCCCUUUUGCGUUGUUUCAGUCCCCUCGGAACCCCUGCCCUGCAUUCUUAACUCACCGGUGCCCAGCUCCCUGGCCACUUGCAUAAUUAGGGAGGGUGAGGGCGGGUGGGGCGGGAGGCCUGCCAAGAGGCAGGCGGAGGCUGCAGCUUUUGGUGCCGGCCAGCCGAGCAGAGGUUCCUGCGGCUGAGGAAAAUCCGGACCAAUAAGUUGAUUCAGAAUCACCAACGAUUCCUCAGAAAUGUCACUAGUUCCCAGCCUUGCCAUCAUCUGCAUACAGAGAAUCUUGCAUUUGUUAUUAUAUUUGUGUCAUCUACCAAUUUUAAGAACUAUAGUAAAAACAAAAACAAAAACAAAACACUAUGAAUACGUUGAUUAGUAUGUAAUUCCUUCGAAGGGGUAUGUACCAUUUCAUUCUCUUCUGUUUUCCAAAGCUUUGCCCGCAUGGUUUAUGAGCUUCUUCAAAGAGGACUUGGGCUUCCUACACAAUCUAUAAGGUACAGAGAAAAAAAAAAAAAUCCGAUCCCUUUUUAAUCAAAGCCCGUUGUGUCAGAAUUCUGCAGGUGCACUUCUUUAAAGAAGCUCAAAGGGAAUAAUUUAGAAAGUGGCCAGCCGAUAUGAUGGAAGCAGCUUUGAGUUUACUUGCUAACAUACCUCAACAUCAGAAUUCCGGCAGGGAUAGAGGGGGAGUGGGCUGCAAAAUGAAAUUUAAGGGAAAAGAGUAAGGUGUCUUGGAGUCCUAUAUUCUAACAGUAUUGCCCUGCAUUUAUAAUGCAUUCGAAUUCCCUGGGCUCUUUGGAAAUUGCUGUUUUAACGUGGAAAGAGCAGCUUUGCAAGUGGACGUGGGCAGGAGGAUGGCACAAGCUCCUGUGUUUCUGCAACAAUUGCUUUCUUACAAGAUGCUUUAUGGAUGAGGCAUUUUUCCCUUCCAGAUGUACACUAAUUUGGGCAUAUAAUGGUAAAAUAAUGCAAAGUGAAAGGAGAUGUAUUUCGGUUUUUAAUUUUACCGUCUGGAUACACUGGGACUAUUCCCAGUGGAUACAGUUUCAUGUGUUUAAUAUUUCUCACUUCUGGCAGUCCACCUCCUUUCUCGGGCUUCAUUUUAGCAUUAUCAUAAAAUAAGAUCUGGAACCCAUUGUCCCCACAUUCCCCAAAGCAGCAACAAAUCCCCCGGGGUAGGGGUGAGUGAGAUAGGUCCCUAAAUUUAGUGUAGAUACAGGAACCUCUUUAAACAAAGUAGCCAGGACUUUGCAACAUCUUGGAAGAUAAAGAUCCAGAUGUUGUCCUGCAGGAUUUACAGUUAGGACCCACUCAAAUACCUAAGACUCUCAGUCCCUUACCCCCCCCCCCUUCCAACUAGCCUUGGGGUGAGUGGAGAGGGUGGGUUUUUAGAAACCUGCUGAGAGCUUUGCCCAGACAGUUUUUAAUUGGGGGAGAGGUGAGGGGAGGAGGGGAGGAAUGGAAGGAAGUUAUGAAGCUGUUUUUAAGUCACCUGAAGGGCCCAAGCAACGGGUAAGAUCACACCGCAAUCCAUCUCCUAUCCCCAGAGCCUUUGGAGGCCUCUGGGUCAGCAGGGCCCAGCCCUAGAACGUGUCGUUGAGGGGAGUACAAAGGCCAGGAACUAGACCUUACGGAGAGUGUAGACGCUCCCUCUGUCCCCAGUUCAGAAAUCCGCACCUUUGUCCGAGGGCCUGGCCGCUUGCAUUAGAUGUAUUCUGACUGCACAAGGCCUGGAGAAACCACACUGAAAACCAUCGUCUCCUUUCCUUGCAGGGCAUCGCGCCCCACGCGUGUGACGUGCGAGAGACGCGAUGGACGCGCCUUGCUCUUACUGUGCAGGUCCUGAGAGCGUGUGGGCCACUCGCGCCCAGUCGUGUUGAGGACAUAGAAUCAGCCACUGGAGGGGCCGCCGGCCGCGCGGGCCCUUCCCGCUCUCGGUCUCACCCUAAGGGCUAAGACGACCGAGAAAGCCCCAUUCUCCAGUAGGUAAUCGGGCGGUACCCCGCGGGCUGCAGGCGGGGAGGGGUCCCAGCGCCGCUUAAGCUCUUUGCUAUCAGCGGCAACCCCGGGCGCCUGCUCCCGGAGGGAGAGUGGCCUAGAAAUGUCGAAGACAGCAGAAGCUUCCCCUCCUUCUACGCCUCUACCAGGAUAGAAAGGCUUCCCACCUUCUAGCUCCUAAAGGGGGGACAUGGGGUGGGAAUUGUCCUACUAGGCUAUGCAGGCUCCCUUCAGUGUCCUACCGUCCCUCGCGUGACCCAGCUACAUAGAACCCCCUGUGCGCCCCCACCCCCCCGCACCCUCCAGCCGCGUGGAGUGAGCGCAUUGCCCCUCUCCCUCCCUCACUUUUCCUUUCAUGUAGGUCCCCCGCCCCCUUGCUUUCGUUAGCCAAGCCCGCUACGUUUAUCUGAUAAUUGAGUUAUUAAAAGAUUUGGUUUCCUUGGGCCUAUAAAUCAAUAAACAGUGGGAUUAACGCAAGAGUUUGCCUUUUAAGUCAAGGGAAACGUUUAAGGCAAACCCCUUUGAGCUUUGUUUUCAAACCAAACAGGUGAGUUGCAGCUCUCCCCCAUCCCCUCCCUCUAGUUAUUUUAUCCUUGCCGCAUGUCUCCUCCUAAAUGCUCGGUCCCAAAUUAAAAUAGCUAAAGAUGGAAAGGAGAAAUCGGGAUGUGGCACUGCUGCCCCCACAACUUUCCACUUUGUAAGUUCCUUUGGAGGUUCUGCAGAUCUCCAGGCCAUUCUCUGUCCAACCCUGCCUCUUCCUACAACUAUUGUGGGUCUCAGGGGAGCAAGGAAGGAGCUGUCCUGGGUGAGGAUUCCAUCAUUGAAGGGAUUUUUAAUCCUCCCCCCCAAACUGAAAAGGUAACUUCCCUCCACCCCCCACCCCCAAUUAUCUAGCAUUUUCUUUCCUUCUUUCUGGCCUCCACAUCCUUAGCUUUCUCCACCCCCUCACACAGAACCGAAGAGGCUUUCAAAGACCUGUAUGUUUUGUUUUCUUUGGCCAAGGAAACCACUUUCUCUCAAGCAAUUAUUUCAUAUCCUAUGAAAACUUUGGUCAAAUGAAAAACCCCAAACCCGAACUUAUCUACACACUGUUCCUCUGGUACAAUGCAUUCCUAGUUAAAGUGUUUAUAGAGAGUUUGUCAUCCUAUCUGAUAUCCUGUACUUGUAAUACAUUAUGUGGAAAGGAAAUAAUAACCUUAAACCAUGUGAUGUUGCCUCAACAGCCCAAAUAGCGAUUCCCUCCUUUGCCAGUCAGUUAAAUUAUUGGCGUAAAAAAAAAUACUAAAAUUCGUUUUGUUUUCUUUCAAAAAAUGGAAUGAACACUAUCCUUCUUUAAAUGCCAAAAUCUACUCCUCUUCUAACUAGUCUCUAGUUCACCAACAUUGUUUUUGCCACACAAUCGAGAAUUAUCAAUCUAUUGACUCUUCACAAGGAGAGCUUUGGAGGGUAUUCAUGUUAAGUUUGUACAUAUUUAUUUAUGCUUAAUUUAAUGGGAAUGUGUAAAUAUGGUGAGCAAGUAGUUUGGGAUUAUUUAUCUGUGAAUCUAUACCUCUGUGAAUGGGUGGUUAAAAACAAAAAACCGCUUGACUCUAGGUAGAAUCCUAUCUGAAUUUUUCUGUUCUUUAUAGACAAGCUGUUAUGGUAAUGGGUAGAAAUUGGUUUAUUGUCCAGUGUUGAUCUGAUUUACAUAAAUAAAAAGAUUGUUGUGUU
This is a messenger RNA of Galeopterus variegatus (Sunda flying lemur), 5868 nucleotides long. RefSeq names its product transcription factor AP-2 beta (activating enhancer binding protein 2 beta) (gene TFAP2B). Bases 214 to 1596 code for a protein of 460 amino acids. The transcript has 7 exons. Lineage: Eukaryota; Metazoa; Chordata; Mammalia; Dermoptera; Cynocephalidae. The record is from RefSeq and is a predicted model, not a curated record. Gene Ontology annotation, molecular function: DNA-binding transcription factor activity, RNA polymerase II-specific; RNA polymerase II transcription regulatory region sequence-specific DNA binding. Gene Ontology annotation, cellular component: nucleus. Gene Ontology annotation, biological process: regulation of transcription by RNA polymerase II; anatomical structure development; regulation of cell population proliferation.